GCAAAGCUUCGACGCUUUAGCUGCAGGGCUUUUGCCACUUUCGCGCUUCAUGUGAUCUCCUUUUGCCUACGAAUCCCCCCACCAGUCCACCUUCUCCUUGUCCUCUUCCUCCCACACUCCCUCCAUCUUUGCACGUAUCCUCCCAACCCUCACCUCUUCGUACCUCCCCAAAACCCACCCCAUGGCAUCCUCCCCCUCUCCCAAAUUUCCUACCUAGCCCCCACUCUCUCCCCAAACCCCUCCCGUCGCCUCCCCUGGCACCGCCGGAAUGUUGCCCCACGUCGCCCAACACAUCCGCCGCGAAAAGCUCCGCGUUCAGCCAUCCUACGAUCCCUCCACCCCUCCCCCUCAAUUAGACUUCUCCGCCCCCGAUUCCUCCUUCUUCAACCCCUUCGAACCCUCCUCCGCUGCUUGGAAACCCGAUUGGAUUCUCCCCUGCUCCGCCGAAUCGCAUUUUCCUUCUUUACCCUUUAACCCUUACUCUUCUCUCCACGAAGCGAUGAGCUCCUCUACCCCAACUUUAGCGAGCCAAGCCGGAUCUGAUUUGUCGCCUCUUCCUCCUCCCCCGCGCUUCGAUACCGGUAACGAACUUCUUCUUCUUCCUAGCUACAACUCAGGAUCGGGUUGGACGACGAAAUCUUACUCCGAUACUCAGAGGCUAUCACUCUCCCUAGCUUCCAACCCGCCGCAGGAGAUUCAUCCAGCGCAGCUCGGCUCAAUCGGCGAUAGAUGGCUUCCGAUUCAAGGAAUCGGUGGCGGGCGUCAAGCCGCCGGCCCCCUCGGCCCUUUCACCGGCUAUGCGGCGAUAUUGAAGAGCUCUAGGUUCUUGAAGCCGGCGCAGCAGCUGCUUGAUGAGUUCUGUGGCCUGGUCAGUGGAGCGAGGGUUGGGAAGGAUAAUGAUAGCAGUAGUUCGCUGGCGAUCUCGUCUCCUUCUCUUCAGAGUUCGACGGAGAUUGCAGGUGUUGAAGGAAGCGGUGGUUGCCAUGGUGGUGAGAUUAAAUGGCCGGAGUUUGAGCAGAAGAAAGCUAAGCUGCUUUACAUGCAGGAAGAGGUUUGCAAAAGAUAUAAGCAGUAUCACCAACAAAUUCAAAUGGUGGUUUCCUCGUUUGAAUCCGUCGCCGGCCUGAGCUCAGCCACACCUUAUGCUUCCCUAGCCUUAAAAGCUGUUUCAAAGCAUUUUCGAUGUUUGAAGAGCGCAAUAUCCGAUCAGCUCAGGCACGUAUGUAACAUCCUCGGCGAGGAGAUGAUGGCUUCGUCUCCUUGUUCCAGUCGAAAUGACACCUUGACAGUUUCAAAGCUAAAAUACAUCGCCCAGAGUGUUCGACGGCAGAAGGGCGGUGGUGACAGCAGCAUCAGCUUCUCGGAUAACAGCCACCCCAUAUGGCGGCCUCAGAGAGGCCUUCCUGAGAGAGCAGUGUCCGUUUUGAGAGCAUGGUUGUUUGAUCACUUCCUUCAUCCGUAUCCAACUGAUACUGACAAGCACAUGCUGGCAACUCAGACAGGGCUGUCCAGGAACCAGGUCUCGAAUUGGUUCAUCAAUGCGCGAGUCCGAUUGUGGAAGCCGAUGGUUGAAGAGAUCCACACGCUCGAGACUAAAGGAAUCGCGGGAAUGGACCUGAACUCUUCAACCAAAACCAUCCACCAAGCUUCGAUCAAUCAACAAUUGGAAGCACAGUCGAGCAAACAUGUUGAUGUUUCUGCUUCUGGCACAGCGACCAUCGAGAAGAGUUCGCAUUGCUUGGAGCAGUGGCAUCAGGAGAAGAGGUCCAGGAUCGAAGAUUGCGCCAUGGAUGCAGGGUUGAUGAGCUUCGCAUACCAGGGCGGAAUGGAGAUCGGCAGCCUCAGUGCCGUUUCGCUAACUCUUGGACUCCGGCAAGGAGAAGACUUCCAGCAGGAGCAGCAGAUGAGGCAUUUUGGACAUCAAAUGCUUCAUGAUUUUGUGGGCUGAGAUGUUUUGGUCUCUAAGUGUGUUCUUUGUAUCUAUCUUAUGUUAAGUAAUGAAGGAAUUGGGUUUCAAUGGUAUGAUGUGAUAUUGAUUACAGAUCAUUUAUAUGAGAGGUAGUGCUGGUUUUAGGGGGAAGUUAGGUGUGGGGGGAGUAGAUUCAUCCUUUGUAUAUUGUUAAAAACUUUUUGUCCUAGUUCCCCCAUGGAAGUCGCCAAGCUAUUGAUGAUCAUUCAAGGUUUCAUUA
Molecule: messenger RNA, 2189 nt
Organism: Phalaenopsis equestris
Lineage: Eukaryota; Viridiplantae; Streptophyta; Magnoliopsida; Asparagales; Orchidaceae
Product: BEL1-like homeodomain protein 9
Exons: 4
Coding region: 269-1948 (559 amino acids)
Biological process (GO): regulation of transcription by RNA polymerase II
Molecular function (GO): RNA polymerase II cis-regulatory region sequence-specific DNA binding; DNA-binding transcription factor activity, RNA polymerase II-specific
Source: RefSeq, a predicted model, not a curated record